Messenger RNA from Syngnathoides biaculeatus (alligator pipefish), 4309 nucleotides. RefSeq names its product coiled-coil and C2 domain containing 1B (gene cc2d1b). Gene Ontology annotation, biological process: regulation of transcription by RNA polymerase II. Gene Ontology annotation, cellular component: nucleus. Gene Ontology annotation, molecular function: RNA polymerase II cis-regulatory region sequence-specific DNA binding; DNA-binding transcription repressor activity, RNA polymerase II-specific. NCBI's taxonomy places the organism in Eukaryota, Metazoa, Chordata, Actinopteri, Syngnathiformes, Syngnathidae. Bases 157 to 2700 code for a protein of 847 amino acids. The record is from RefSeq and is a predicted model, not a curated record. The transcript is spliced from 25 exons.
UGGUCAUUGAGGGGCAGCAGUGAGCUAAACGUGCCCAGUCUGCCGGAAAUCCAGAAGAAGAAGAAGAAGAAGAAGUCAAACACUCAACUUCGACAGUUAUCAAGGAGUGUUGUUUGUUUUAGCGGGACAUCGUUGACGAGCAAUUUUCGACUAAACAUGUUCGGAAAGAAGAGGAGGGAGCCGCUCCCCAAAGGCAGGGGCGCCGCCGCAGCCAAGCAGAUGGGCCUGUUUGUAGCGAUGGACCCCGAAGACAUGAUGACGAUGGGUGCCGAAGAGGGUUUGGACGACCCCGACUUGGAAGCUGAACUGGCUGCCAUCACUGGAGGCAAAGCCCCUGCUGCAAGUGGAAGAAGCAAACAGAAGGGAAGAAGUCCACUGCCCAUGGAGGACAUUGCCAAAAUGGCUGAUGAGUGCAUGCGGGACAUGGACGAAGAUGAAGACGACGACAACGUGGAGGACGACGAAGACCUUCUGGCUGAGCUACAGGAAGUUGUGGGGGAGGGGGACACGGAGGACGAGGCUGUUUCUUCUUCAUCUGCGUCCGUUGCCAUUGAACCUAUGCCGCAGGAAAUGAGCGUCCCUGUGGCGGUGGCUGCACCUGGCAGCGUAGAGCACACGUUAGAGGAGAGGCUCGCCAUGUACAAGACGGCGCUACACAACGCCAAGUCGGCGGGCGAGGGUGCCAAAGCCCGCCGGCUCGAGCGUGGACUAAAGACACUACAGACCAUGCUGGCUACAGUCAAGAAAGGCCGCCAAGUGAGUGAGGCGGAGAUUCCUCCGCCGGUCGCCACAGGAGCCCCAAGUGCCGCAGUGAGCGUCGACCCGAGUGCCGCACCGACCGUCCCGUCGCCUCCUGAGAUCGUCACGCCCAACGGCGAGGAGAAAGAACAGCUCUUGUCCGCCUCCACGCCAACGCUCCCUGAUGAACCCUCACAGGAAGAAGCGGAUCCUUCACCAGAGCAGGCCCACCCUUCAAAGGAGCGGGCGGACCCCUCACCAACCACAAAUUCAGAUGCGAACGAGCGCGUGGCUGGGCUGUUGCUGCAAAGGCAAAGAGAAUACAAAAUGGCUGCCCUGACAGCCAAGAAGGCGGGAGAGACGGAACAAGCGAUGGUCUACUUCAGGACCAGCAAGAAAUUUGAUUCCGUCAUCGAGGCCUUGAAACAAGGACAAGCUGUUGACCUGAGCGGCCUUCCUCCAUCGCCAGGUGGAAGUGCGUCGUCGGUCAAGCAAAAUGCGCAUGUUCCCCAACCACCUCCAGAAUCUCCAGCCCCGCCAGCUCCCCGUGACGCGCUGGAGGCCCUGGAGCAGAGGCGAGCCAAGUAUGCCGAGGCGUCGGCUCAGGCCAAAGCCGGCGGCGACGAGCGCAAGGCCCGCAUGCACGACCGCAUCGCCAAGCAAUACCAGAGCGCCAUCAGAUCUCACAAAGCAGGAAAAACAGUCAACUUUGACGAGCUCCCCAUUCCGCCAGGCUUUCCUCCCAUCCCGGGUCAGAAGGUGACGACGGCCGAGCAAGGAUUUGUUGCUGCGCUGGAGGCGGCCUCCAAGCUCUCCGCCAAUGACGAUGCUGCUGCGAGUCCAGAUGAAGAAGAAGAGGAGAGGGAAGUAGAGCCAAAGAAGAGUACACUUCCCGUCCCGGCUCCAUCUCGAGGUCGCAGAAGAUCUCCAUCUGCUUCGCCCGAGAGAACAACUGCCCGAGAUCUCUCACCUGCAGCGGCGCAGCAGCUGGCCUUCUUGGAGGGUCGCCGCAAGCAGUACAUGAAGGCGGCGCUGCAUGCCAAGCAGAAGAACGACAUGGAGCAGGCCAAGAGCUUCCUUCGCACCGCCAAGGGUCUGGAAACCAUGACUGAGGCAGCGCGCAGCGGCAAAUCCGUGGACAUCAGCACGGUGCCGUCGCCCCCCGGUGACGAGGAUGAGGAUUUCGUCCUGGUGCACCACAGCGACGUGGGGCUCUCGGAGAAGGCCGAGCAACUCUACGCGCAGCUCAUCAAAAUCCUCAAAGAGCAACGUGAGAAAUGUUUGACGUACUCCAAGCAGUUCACCCAUCUGGGGAACGUCACAGAGACCACCAAGUUCGAAAAGAUGGCGGAGUCGUGUAAAAAGAGUAUCGAGGUCCUAAAAGCAUCUCAAGCGAAGGGUCUGCCUCCUCCCAAACAUCACUUUGAGGACAGAACCUUCCACACGGUCAGGAUAUUCCCAGAUCUUAGCAGCACAGAGAUGGUGGUGGUGAUUGUGAAAGGGAUGAAUCUUCCUGCUCCCAGUGGCAUCCAGACGAACGACCUCGACGCUUACGUAAAGUUCGACUUCCCCUACCCCAGCACGGAGCAGCCGCAGAGACACAAAACAAACGUCAUCAAGAACACAAACUGUCCAGAAUACAACCAGAGCUUCAGCCUGUCAAUCAACCGCAAGCACCGAGGCUUCAGGAGAGUGGUGGCGACCAAAGGGCUCAAGCUGGAGCUGUUGCACAAGGGUGGCUUCCUGCGGAGCGACAAGCCCAUCGGAACGGCACAUGUGAAGCUGGAGCAGUUGGAGUCGCACAGUGAAAUCAGGGAGAUCGCCGAGGUGAUGGACGGCCGCAAGCCCACCGGCGGUCGCGUGGAAGUCCGCGUCCGCCUCCGCGAGCCUCUGGAGGGGCAGGACAUGCAGGCCAGCACAGAGCGCUGGCUGGUGGUGGAGCGAUCGCAGCUUCUCAUCUAGACAUUCAAGACCUAACGCACUCUACCAAGUCUACGCUACUUAGCUUCACCUCGCAAACGUGGACGUGCAGGUAGAAGGCGACCAAGCACACUCAGGAGGUGUUUCACGCCUGUUUUCUCAGACCUCUGGAAAAAAAACAAGUUUGCACAUUCGCAAGACACUCAAGCUGUCUUGGCCAGGUCAGUCAUAAAGCAUUUGACGGCAACAUCAGCUGGCCGAGCAUGUGACUUCAUCUCAUGCUAAAGACUACAAGCUCAAGUGGCGUCUAUGCACUAAUAUACCAAAGUAAUCCAUGUUGCUGUUAAAAAAAAAAUCCCAAGCUAUUUAUAGACAAGUCUCAGAAUAAUAUAUUAGCGCUCAGCUUUUUUUAUGCAUAUAAACAAUAUCAGUGGAACUUAAAACCCUGGAGAAAGCUGACUGUGGAACCUCACGAGUCUGUUUCAUAUCAUCAGUCAUCCAUCAAAUCGGGAAAUCUUGAGAAAGGUUUGAGUUUAGUGUGCAUCAGUCGUGAGGUUUUUUUUUUGGUCACCACAGAAGGGGACCAGUACAAAAAAAGUGCAGAAAUAUCUUUCAUUUUUCAGAUUAAAAGAAACACUGCAAAUAGAUUGUUAUACCAAAAUGCUCCUAAAACAUAAUUUUAAAUUUAACAUACCGUAAUUUCCAUGUAUCUGAGAUCACAGUGGUAGGGAAGCUUCUGAACGCACACAGAAUACAGAAUUUAUUUAAAAUUAUACAUUUUAACUAAAUUAGUAAAAAAAAAAAAAUGAAGCUGUCCGUUGUGUCUUUGACUUGAUGCUGUGUUUAUUUUUUGGAGGGGCUGGAAAAUGUAGUCCAUUUGGAAUAUACUUAGCUUUUUCCAUAGCACAGUUGCCUAAGUCAUGAAUAUUUUUGGCAAGCAAGAAAAACAAAAAUCACAAUUUUAGCUAAAGCACCUUAAUAGUCUUUUAUUGAUAUUGUGAAAGGAAGUUAAAACUUUGGCAAUCGUGCUAUUAGGCUAAGGCUAACCAUGCUUUAUUUCGCGUUAAAUAUGCAAGAUGAGAACUACAGUUACUGAGGUAUCAUUUCAAACAAUUUUACAAGGAUAUCUUAACAUAAAUAGCAUUUGGCUAAUGUGUACUAUUCCACAUCAGCCAGGCUAGGUGUAACUUUAUAGUGGCAAUUUAAUUUUUCACAUUUGUGUCAUGUUUAAGCCCCAAAUCAUUGCCUUGGAGGAUGUCCCCUUGUAGGAGUGACAUGCAUGUCGUUUACGCCUGAAAGGGCACAAAAGAAAUGUCUAAUUCUUACACGAAUUACACCCUUGAUUUAAAAUGAUAACAAAAUUAGGGGUUGUGAAAUUUGCCUUGCUGCUGUGAGGUGCAAACGACGCACGUCAUUAUAUUAUUCGUAGUGCUAAAAGAAAGAAAAGAAAGCCAUAUUAUUUUGGCAAAUAAAGCCUGUAAAGUGUCGGCUGCGUCAGUCAAAUGCUCGGAUGAACAUGGAAACUAUCAUAAGUCACCGUUGUAUCAUAAAGCAUCUUCACAUUUCUUUACAAAAGUCACAGAUGUUAUUAAUGUUAUUUAAUAGUGAAACACAUUUUUAAAAAAUAAUAAAAUUUGAUUUUUGUCUGUUC